UGGAGGGGUAGGUUCUGGACUGGAGGGUCUAAGCUGUGGAAGAAGAGGGAAAGAAAGAUUGAUUAUGAAUAAUAAUAGUGCUAGAGAACAUCUGUUAUAUGGCUCAUUGUAGUGUCUGCAAUAACGUUACCUCGAGUCAUGCCCCUUCAUUAACUAUAUAAUUUAGUAAGGAUUAUAAAUGUAAAUGAGUUACAGUGAUACAUUACUUCAUCACCGGCAACCGAACAGAGAGAGAGAAGGACAGCUCCGGGUCGGAUAGUAAACGGAGUCGAGCUCCCUCUUUCGGUGUGGUGUGUCCGCCUGGAGAUCAGACGGCGAAGUGGCUCGUCCGGCUGCCCAGUGUGAGGAAGAGGAGGCAGAGAGAGAGCAGCGGCCACCCUUUGUCUCCAUUGCGGGUUUUGGGGUACACGAAUAGCCUUGAACUGGGUACCGAAUUUCAGACAGGCGAAAAACAUGUUUCAGCUUCCAGUGAACAACCUUGGCAGUUUACGUAAAGCCAGGAAAAACGUGAAGAAAGUUCUGGGGGACAUUGGUUUGGAGUACUGCAAAGACCACAUCCAGGAUUUUAAGGAUUUUGUCCCCAAUGACUUCUAUGUGAAGAACACUACCUGGGAUGAUGUGUGUCUUUGGGAUCCAUCAUUAACUAAACUCCAGGACUACAGGUCAAAGCCGUUCUGCUGCUCUGGCUGCCCCUUCUCCUCCAAGUUCUUCUCGGCCUACAAGAGCCACUUCCGCAAUGUGCACAGCGAAGACUUUGAGAGCCGAAUACUGCUUAAUUGCCCCUACUGCACCUACAAUGGGAACAAAAAGACCCUGGAGACACACAUCAAGCUGUUCCAUAUGCCCAACAAUGUGGUUCGGCAAGGGAUGGGUGGCACGCAAGUGGGGUUGAAGGAUCCAACACGACUGGACAUCAGCCAAAAGCCCAGGCCAGCCGACAGCGUGGAGCAGGCAGUGUACUACUGCAAGAAGUGCACCUACCGUGACCCGCUGUACAACGUGGUGCGCAAGCACAUCUACAGGGAACACUUCCAGCAUGUGGCCGCUCCUUACAUGGCCAAGCCUGGCGAAAAGUCUAUCAAUGGUGCCGCUGCCGGGAACACCAGCUCCGCCCGCGAAGACGCCCUCCACUGUAAGCGCUGCCUCUUCGUUCCUCGCUCCUAUGAGGCACUGGUACAGCAUGUCAUUGAGGACCAUGAACGCAUUGGCUACCAGGUCACUGCCAUGAUUGGCCACACCAAUGUCGUGGUGCCCAGGUCCAAACCUAUCAUGCUACUCUCGCCAAAGACCCAGGACAAGGGAAUUCUGGGAGUGACACAGAAGGGUGCCCUGGUAACCACCGGUGUGCGACCCCUUUCCACCCAGCAACUGAGUCGGAUCGUCAUCCCCAAAGCUGGCCUAAACUCAACGGGGCUGCUGUCCGGGGUUCAUCUGAAGCAGGGGCCGUAUGCGCUAAAGAGUGGGGGCACAACGCAGACCUUCUCUAGCGGAGGCCAGCAGGUGCGCAUCACAUUGCCCGGCAAUGCGCAGGUUUCCGUCCCACAGCAGUCACACACUGUCAAGCAGCACCUGCCCGGUGGCAAUGUUCGCAGCCCAGGGGCUGUUGGGUUAGUGGAAGGUCGGAGCUUGCAGUCAGGGACCUCUUCCUCAUCAUCUUCCUCCACUCUCAAGCCCGGAUCACUGCCCUCACGAGUACAGGCUGCUGCUGCCACUGUGGCCUCGGUUGCAGCUAAGAAAGGGGGCACUUCCAUUCUUGGCACCUCCUACACACAGAAGUGGAAGAUCUGCACCAUCUGCAAUGAGCUCUUCCCUGAAAAUGUGUACAGUGCGCACUUUGAGAAAGAGCACAAAGCUGAAAAGGUACCUGCUGUAGCAAAUUAUAUCAUGAAGAUCCACAACUUUACCAGCAAGUGUCUGUACUGUAACCGUUACCUGCCCAGCGACACUCUCCUCAACCACAUGCUGAUCCACGGUCUGUCCUGCCCCCAUUGCCGUGCCACCUUCAACGACGUGGAGAAAAUGGUAGCCCACAUGCGAGUGGUCCAUCCAGUUGAGGUUGUUGGUCCACGCACAGACUCUCCUCUCACUUUCGACCUCACCCUCCAGCAGGGAAACCCCAAGAACAUCCAGCUGAUCGUCACCACCUACAACAUGCGGGAUGCUCCGGAGGAGUCUGUUGCCUUCCAUGCCCAGAUCAACUCUUCUGCUGCCCAGAGCAAAAAGACGCCCCCUAAGAUGCCAGACAGCCUUGAUGUGCCCGUGAAGAGUGCGCCACAGGCUGCCGUGCCAUACAAGAAGGAUGUGGGCAAGACGCUUUGCCCACUCUGCUUCUCCAUCCUGAAGGGGCCCAUCUCCGAUGCACUGGCGCACCACCUGAGGGAGAGGCACCAGGUGAUCCAGACAGUGCACCCUGUGGAGAAGAAGCUGACUUACAAGUGCAUCCACUGCCUUGGUGUCUAUACCAGCAACAUGACGGCCUCCACCAUCACACUGCACCUUGUGCACUGCCGUGGUGUAGGCAAGACACAGAACGGGCAGGAGAAGCCUAGUGCACCCACAAGGGUGUCCCACCCAACAGGUGUGGCAUCCCUCAAGCGUGAACUUGAGCACUCAGACCCAGCUUUCCUGAAGCGGCGGAAGGUGGACCAAGAGCACAGCCCCGCUUUUGUGGAGAAGCCAGAAGAGCCAGUUGUCUUGGCACUGGACCCCAAGGGUCAUGAGGAUGAGUCCUAUGAAGCACGCAAGGCCUUCCUGACAGAGUACUUCAACAGGCAACCUUAUCCGUCACGCCGUGAGGUGGAGAAGCUGGCUGCCAGCCUGUGGCUGUGGAAGUCAGACAUCUCCAGCCACUUCGCCAACCGGCGCAGGAAGUGUGUUCGCGACUGUGAGUCUAAAAAACCAGCUGUGCUGUUUGGCUUCAGCAUGCGGGAGGUCAACCAGCUCAAGCACGAAUUGAACUUUGACCCCGAGUGGUUUUUUGAGAGCAAAGAAGAGGAGGAAAGCCGAACGUCCAAAACAUACAUGGGUCGUUCAGCAGACUCCAUCAACCGCCGCCUGGAGGAGAGCGCUGCAGCUGCUGCAGCCUUACUCAAGCAGGGGAAACAAGGUGUGAAUGCCAACUGUAGCCAAGGGCCACAGCGGCCUAACAGUGCCAAGGCCGGGUCCACACCUGUUGUAGGCAGAAGCGACCAAAACAAGACAAUCGAAUGCACCUUAAAACAAAGAACUGAACAGCACUCAGAACCCAUUGCCCUGGACUCCGAGAGUGGGUCAGAGGAGGAGGGUGAGAAGGAGGAAGAGAAAGGAGGAAAACGGUCUAAUGAAAGAGACACUCCUGCUGAAGAGCUGAUGGAGAUAGGAGAAGGAAGCGGUGAAGAAGCAGCACAUAGAAUGGAAGCUGACACCACGGAGGAAGAGGAAGAUGAUGUGAAGGAGAGUUCCGUGAACAACGACAGGCUCAACCAGGCAAAGGGAGCCACCCCCCAGGUGAGUUCUCCAUGUGGCUCAGACUCGGAGGAAGGGCCCUGGGAAACGGAGGGGUCUCAUGGUGAGAAUGGAUAUGGGCCAGCCAAGCAGCAAGAGAGGCCAGGGAGAAAGGAGGAGGCAGUAUCGGUGCUAGGGAAGAGCCAUUCUUCAGCAUGGCAGGGCAGCAGCAGCCAGGGCAAUGGAGAGGGCAGGCAAGAAGCCCUACUGCUGGAUCAAGCAGCUGGAGGCAAGGAGCCAGGGACCGGCAUGCUGUCUGGAGGUGUGGGGUUGAGCAGCCAGCAGGCAUGAGGAAUACACACCGACAGAUACACAAAUACACUUACAUACACACAGACCAUGCCCAAGCCCCACUACACCAGAACUUAAGACUUGAAAUGGUCAUGGGUGGUAAAGGGGGAGGGGAUAGGAAAGGCUCCUCCUUCUUGGAGUUCACACUUAAGCCAUCCAACAGCAUAGCAAGUCCAUGUAAAAGGCAAACUUGACUGCUUUAUGUUAAUGUUCCACAGUGGCAGGAAUGAAACUGCUUGUUUUCUGGGCAGGAAAACGAAAUGUUGAGGAUGCACCAACCAAAUGGUACAAAAAAGUUAAGUUUUGCCUUGAGUUUACUUUCUUUAGGUAUUCCAAUAUUUACUUACUGAAAUGUUUAUUUUGCCACGUGAAUUGGGGCAAAAAUGACAUGUUACAAAUUAAUAGUUUUAAGGAUGAAAAAAAAUUUAAAUCCCUAAUUUUUUCAUAUAGUCAUACAGAAUAAAGGUAGUUAGUGUAUAUUUGUACAGUCUUUUAGAACUGUUUGAAGAGACUCAUCACAUUGCUAUUGUGCAUCCAUGAUAAAUUUGCUACUUUUUGUGCACAAGCUAGACUCAUAAGUGAAAAAAACAAUUGUCCACUUUCCCCUAUGGAUAAAACUUGCUUUAGUGGCUGGCACCUUUUUUUUCUUUCUUUUUUUUUCUUUUUUUACAAAACCAUAGUAUUUCACAAAAUAAUGUAUCUAUAUAUGAAAUGCAAAUUUAAAGGAACAUAAUCCCUUGCUUAUUUUGUUUGUUUUUUGCGGUAAAUGAUAACUUUGGUUCUGCGAUGAGAACUGUAUUCGUACCAACACCCCCUCAAUCUGUCACAAAGUUUUACCAAUUUCAUUAUUCCAUAAGUAUGUACUUUGUAGUCUAGACUGUGUUUAAAGCAGCCUCGACAGAGCUGUACCACUUUUGAAUAGUUUUACUUUUUAGAGAAUUGACACCUGCUACCACGGUGUUGUGAACAUUUCUCAUUAUUAAUAUAUGACUCACUGUAUGUAUGUUAAUUUGUUAUAUUUUCAUUUGUUUGUAUUUUUUCGUUUAAGCAUUUCUGAACAAUAAAGUGCUGUAUUGUGCUUCUCA
Anguilla anguilla (European eel) is the source of this 4859-nucleotide messenger RNA. RefSeq names its product activity-dependent neuroprotector homeobox b (gene adnpb). Gene Ontology annotation, molecular function: DNA binding. The record is from RefSeq and is a predicted model, not a curated record. The transcript is spliced from 4 exons. The coding region runs from base 454 to 3774 and encodes 1106 amino acids. Gene Ontology annotation, cellular component: nucleus. Lineage: Eukaryota; Metazoa; Chordata; Actinopteri; Anguilliformes; Anguillidae. Gene Ontology annotation, biological process: regulation of gene expression.